UGGGAACUGUGAACGCGCCAAGACGGACACACGCACACCUACAUUUCUUCUUUUCUUCCUCAUCUUCUUGCCAUUUGUGGCAGAUAGCGUCACUUUGCUCCAAUAUCGUUCAGUUUGGGCUAUCGUACGGUCUGUUUUUCUGUGAUUUUGUAGACUUGAGACACAGCCGUUAUCAUGAGCAUAUUCGGCCAGACUAGCACAGCGUUCGGCGGAACGUCCGUGUUCGGCGGGACCUCCACUCCAGCGGCGCAGACCCAGGGCACACACAACCCCAUGAAGGACAUCGAGGUCGCCUCGCCGCCUGACGACAGCGUGGCAGCGCUGGCCUUCAGCCCCGCGGCCACCGCUACCACCUUCCUGGUGUCAGGGUCCUGGGACAACAACGUGCGCUGCUGGCAGAUCGAGCAGAACGGACAGACCAUCCCCAAGGCGGAACAGAAGCACACGGGCCCCGUGCUGGACGUGUGCUGGUCUGAUGACGGCACCAAGGUGUUCUCAGCUAGCUGCGAUAAACAAGCCAAGUGCUGGGACCUCAACAGUAACCAGUGCAUCCAGGUGGCUCAGCAUGACGCCCCCAUCAAGACCGUACACUGGGUCAAGGCCCCCAACUACACCUGCCUGAUGACCGGCAGCUGGGACAAGACCCUGAAGUUCUGGGACACGCGCAGCCCCAACCCCAUGAUGACCAUCCAGCUGCCUGAGAGGUGCUACUGUGCCGACGUCAUGUACCCUAUGGCUGUGGUGGGCACCGCAGGCCGGGGCAUCAUCGUCUAUCAGCUGGACAACCAACCAAAGGAGUACAAGAAAAUAGAGUCACCCCUGAAGUACCAGCAUCGCUGUGUUUCCAUCUUCAAGGACAAAGACGCACGCCCUACGGGGUUUGCUCUGGGAUCCAUUGAAGGGAGGGUGGCCAUCCACUACGUGAACGCCACCAACCCACGAGAUAACUUCACCUUCAAGUGUCACCGAUCGAACGGCAGUAACAACGCCGUGCAGGACAUCUAUGCUGUGAACGGAAUAGCGUUCCAUCCCGUCCACGGGACUCUGGCGACCGCCGGGUCUGAUGGCAAGUUCAGCUUCUGGGACAAGGACGCUCGUACCAAGCUGAAGACGUCGGAGCAGCUGGCCCAGCCCAUCUCCGCGUGCACCAUCGACCCGCGCGGAAACAUCUUCGCGUACGCGGCGAGUUACGAUUGGUCCAAGGGCCACGAGUACUACAACCCGCAACAGCAGAAACCUUGCAUCCUUCUGCGUAGCUGUGCUGAAGAACUCAAGCCACGAAACAGACGAACCUAAGGAUAAUGAACUGCAGAGGAUAGACCUCGAGAGGCAGGCAAAACACAUGUACAUGUACAGACGUAUGAACUACCUAAGCUGUAUGAGAUAAUAGACAAAAAGAAGUACAGUAACAUGCAGCUAUUUGAAUUCAACCUGAAAAACUCUAGCUUAGAAGCCUAGAAACAGACAAACCUAAGUAAAGAUGACAAAUUACAGUCAAACCUGUGCAAGAAGACCACUUGAGACCGAUGAAAUCUGGUCCAUGUGGACAGGCCAACACUACACUAUAGUAUAGACAGGAUUCUAAAGGCUUGUGUCCAGCCGAGGAGAGAAAAAAAAAACAUGGCCUGAGUACCAACCUUCUGUGUUACCUACGGGUCUCCUUUUUCGCUUGCUUACAAGGUAAGGGAGCAAAAGGAGAGCCAGAGGUAACUAUGGUGGAUGGUGGGAGGGACCUCCGAAAAGUGGUCACAUUGGUCAGGCGGUCCUUAUGUAGAGGUGGUCACUUGUACAGGUUUGACUGUACAUCAUUGGACAGGUGGUCAAUAGUGCAAGUCUGAUUGUACAGAGGAGAGAACCAAAAUAGAUGCAGAUCAUGCAGUAUGUUCUUACCAAAGCUGUAGAAGAUUACUGUAUAGACAAAAGAAAGCAACAUGCAAAACUGUAUGUAGUUCUACCCAAGUACAUUUGUGUACAUUAAACAUACUUAGGGAUGUCUCAUAAAGAGACAUCUGAAAUAUAGAUUUAGUAUACUAAGUAAACUACCAAAGCCAUAUAAGACAAUAGGCAAAGAAAGUAACGCAAAGCUGUAUGCACUUCCAUGAAGUAGAUUUUGAGAACUAUUCCAACCGUUCAAACAUCGCAAAAACUUUAGCAAUGCUGUAAAGGCAUCUUUUUUUCUAGUCCCAGUUAUUGUGGGCUUUCUGCAUGUGAUGUUACCAUCCUCUCAGUUUUCCUGUAUCAUUUGUCUGUAUACUUCCAAGACAUGUAUGAACAAGUGUAGUCAAAAGCUACUGUAUGUACCCAUGGUCUAUUAAAAUUCAUAUGUAGAUAAAAUUUGUUCAUAGAA
Messenger RNA from Branchiostoma floridae (Florida lancelet), 2347 nucleotides. RefSeq names its product mRNA export factor-like. The transcript is spliced from 2 exons. Gene Ontology annotation, biological process: RNA export from nucleus; transcription-dependent tethering of RNA polymerase II gene DNA at nuclear periphery. The record is from RefSeq and is a predicted model, not a curated record. Gene Ontology annotation, molecular function: ubiquitin binding; RNA binding. The coding region runs from base 175 to 1296 and encodes 373 amino acids. NCBI's taxonomy places the organism in Eukaryota, Metazoa, Chordata, Leptocardii, Amphioxiformes, Branchiostomatidae. Gene Ontology annotation, cellular component: nuclear pore.